Trematosphaeria pertusa is the source of this 1989-nucleotide messenger RNA. RefSeq lists its product as uncharacterized. The transcript has a single exon. NCBI's taxonomy places the organism in Eukaryota, Fungi, Ascomycota, Dothideomycetes, Pleosporales, Trematosphaeriaceae. The record is from RefSeq and is a predicted model, not a curated record. The coding region runs from base 422 to 1678 and encodes 418 amino acids.
UCUACAGGUACUUGGCCGACGUCGACGUUUUCAUGGGAUCGCGAUUAUAAUGUGCACAAGAGUAGUUUCAAACCGGGAGCGAUUAUUGGGGUUGUACUAGGUAUAGCGUUCGUGAUGAUCGGACUGGUAUGCCUUGCUCGUAUGAACGGGAAGCCGAGGCCGAUGGCGGCGGCGCUGGCGAGGAGUACGGAGGAGGGCGAGGGAAGGCAGGUGGAGCAUCGUGCGACGGGCGGACCGGCGGCGAGGGCAGAGACUGGGAGGGGGGCUCAGCAACAGCAGUCUAGCGCGGAGGGAAGUGGUGGGGUGGACAGGGAUGAGGAGGAGACGUUGCCGCCGUAUACGAAGGAGCAGCCGCCGAAGUAUACGCCUUGAGAGUGGCGUUCGCGGGUGAAAGAAGGUGUCCACGGGUGCGUUCGAGUGCAUGGUGGUAGCUCGGUUAUAUUUCACCAUACGCACUUCCCCUCUGCGCUUCUCCAUCACGCACCUUCCUCCACCCACAUACUUGAGGUCGCGACUCCCCGGCCUCCCCACCUGCGAUACUUCUGGGACAACCUUUGCUUGUAACAGCUGUAAUAUAACUCGACUCAGCAUGGCGCGCGAUACAGACUCGUCCGCCGAUCGAGGUCUGCACUCGACAACGCCGGAACCGCCGAAAGCGUCGAGAAAGCGAAAGCGAGCCCGGAUGGCCAUCAAUAACUCCAAGAAGCCCCGCGCAAAAUCUCCAGUGCGUCGCAGCCAACGCUCUAAUCAUGGCCAGAGGAACAUUCGUCAGAUCCUACACUAUGAGGACGUCUCAGCCGCGGAUAACCCCACCCAGCAGUUCUUCCGCUUCUUUGACCUUCCACGAGAGAUACGCAACCAAAUAUACGGUCUCCUGUGUGAGAAGACGCUCGUUCGCUUCCGCCAGCAUGGCAUGACGAUCGGGGCAGUUUACGGUAGACCCCGGCGCUACGACCCCGGAUCACCACUGCAAAAUUUUGAGAGAGGUCUCCCGGCGUGGCUCGUGGCCAAUAAGAAGAUUCUGCUUGAAGGUUUGGCGGAAUUCCACCAUGCUGCGGAGUUUUUCUAUCUGGAUAUCUCGGGAGGCUCGCUGAAGAGGGGUCAUGGCAUCACGAGACUGUUCUCUAUCAACAACGCGAGGAUCAUUCAGAUGACAAAAUCUGGAGUGGACUUCUCCAUUGCGCCCGUAACGAAGACCGACGAAGAUGGGAAGGAGUAUAACACGUUCGAAUUUCACAAGGACCAGGGUGCAAAGCUGAGACGCAUCAGCCGUUUACUGGCGGCUCCGUCUUCCUUACAGGUACUCACCAUGGACUUUUACUUCUCCUUCCUCUCCGGCAUCGUAACGAAGGAACCCAUCGGCGAUAUUCGGUUCAGUGUUACUAUGCUCGAUCAACUACCCAAAGACCUGAUGAAAGUAACCUUCACCGUUGCGUCGACGCAAGAAGACAUGGCCGGAUACUAUCGAGCGUGGACAGUUCUCAGGGCGGGGUUGGAGCGUAUUGCGAGAGCGCUUGUACAGAGUCCCGGGGAAGAAUGCGAGGAGAAUCUCAUUUGCCGGGUCCACGAGAAGCCCAAGGGCAAAUGUGGUCAGCCGUGCAGUGGUGCAUGGGGGCUCCACGUAAUACAGGUUACCUCUUCAACUUACAGGCGUAAGCUGGCAUACGGUGCACUUUGAAGAGGCCAUAUCGGGCAGGCAUUGCAAGGAUAAUCAUUCCGUUCCAGUUAUAGGGCACGCUACUCUGGUCACUUCUGAAAUGCGAAUGACGGUAUACUAGCCAACUGGUUCCGUUGGGACACAUUAGCAUACAAUCCCGUCCUUGUGCGGGACCGGAAGAUAUAGCGAGAUAACAGUAUCUAAUACAUCCAUACCAUGAAAAGUCGUUUUAGCAUUCUUGCAGCAGAUGCACUCGUAGUAACGUGUCCGACCAUAGUGUUGGCAUUACGAGCCGGAAAGAAGAGUGCAGUGUGGCCAAAUCGAUACAGCGA